AUGUACACAUCGAUUGUUUAUUUGUUGUGCGGGAUCGUAGGUACUUCCUUAGCCUACUACGACCAAAGGGAAGCACCUUAUUACACAGGUCCGAAUGAUCCAUACCAAAUAACGAAUACCUAUAACAUUCCGCAAGAGAAGUAUCAGCGACUCUUCUGGGGUAAUGGACAGGGAAGUAACCAAGUCGGUGGCACAGGAUUUUGGGCGACCCUGACCAAUAAAUUUCCAUUUUUAGGGAAUAUGUUUGGUCGUAUGGAAUUGCCCUCGGAAUACGGCGUACCAAAUAGGUUUAAUCCUUCAACUCAGUACACAGCACAAGAUUUCUACCCGGCACAAGUGUACCAACCAAGAUUUCGUCAGCAAGUGCCAUUUAGUAGGGAUGUGGCAAUCACUGACGAUGCGGUUAUCGUGACGCCGCCUCAAGUACCGAUUGCAUCCCAACCAGCACCAAUACCUCAGCCAGCACCAGUGCCAGCGCCGGAGCCGUCUCCAGGUUACAAUUACGAAAAACCACAGUAUAGGUUAGAACUUCCCAAUAAGUUUUAUUAA
Molecule: messenger RNA, 549 nt
Organism: Parnassius mnemosyne (clouded apollo)
Lineage: Eukaryota; Metazoa; Arthropoda; Insecta; Lepidoptera; Papilionidae
Source: the annotation of a GenBank genome assembly